Messenger RNA from Diatraea saccharalis (sugarcane borer), 1950 nucleotides. The record is from the annotation of a GenBank genome assembly. Lineage: Eukaryota; Metazoa; Arthropoda; Insecta; Lepidoptera; Crambidae.
GAUCAGUCGAUAGAAUCGCAUGCAGUUCUCUUGCGGUACUAGACUGAUUUAUAUCUAAUAAUCAUUAUACUUUGGAUUUAUCGGUAGAGAUUUGAAGUUAUAAAGAUUAGUAGUAUUUUGACUGAUUGGAUUAGUUUAGUGGAUUUGAUGUUUGUGUGUUCGUGAGAGGAUAUUAAGUGUAGGAUGAGAAUGAUGGGUGAUAAUGAGAUGGGGUAUGGUGAUUAUUACAACUACGAUGGGAGUUGGUCGGUCGCCCCCGCGGAAUACAACGUAGACCCCGGAUAUCAAAUAAGACAUCAGCAGAUGGAAGAAGACUACAGAUACAGCUCAUAUGCGCUUUUGGACAGUAUGAAAAUGCCGGGGCAGCGACCUGGCUUCCAAAUCUCGGACAUUCUCGGCUUAAACGAGGGCAAAGGCCUGGAGGCUGCGCCCCCACAGGCACUAGGAGGGUGUUCUCUCGAGCUGCCCCCUUACCCCCAACACCACUACCCCCAUGAGCUGUUGAGGCACCAUCAACCUUGGCUUUCGUUGGACCACCACGACGGCUCCGGUGUAAUUGGACAACAAGCGAGCCCGGAUAGUACAUCACGCGCUUCCGAGCUUUCCUACAUCGGGGUGCCUGCUUCCUCCCCUCCCAUUAACGAUUCUCGCAACGAUCACGACCAUGACCAAGAACACGACCACGACCUCGAGCACGAUGACGACAACGAUACCGACCAACCGGCGAACAACAAUUCGGAUCCGAACUUAGCACACAAGAAGCGUAAAAGGCGCGUUCUAUUUUCGAAAGCGCAAACGUACGAAUUAGAGAGAAGGUUUCGUCAACAGCGGUAUCUUUCAGCUCCCGAACGAGAACACCUGGCUAGUCUUAUCCGUUUGACGCCGACUCAAGUCAAGAUAUGGUUCCAGAACCACAGAUACAAGACAAAGAGAGCAGUGCAGGAGAAAGGUGCUCAUGAUUUGAACGUUGGAGGCUUGAAUUCACCUCGCAGAGUUGCUGUACCUGUGCUGGUUAAAGACGGAAGACCGUGCCUCGGUAAGCCAGAUGGUUUACCCCCACUCGGGAUGUCCUUACCUCCGUACCAACCUAUUCAUCAUCAACCCCCAGUGUCGGGACACACAUCACAGCCCAGUGGUUGUUGGUGGUGAUAAGUGUUCUAAAAUUAAUUCCAGUGUUUUACUAGUCCAGUGCCGCGGUUUGCAAUUAUCACUUUUUUUUAUUAAAAACAAUUCAGUGUCUUGCAAACCAACGCUCAAAUAUUUAGGCGGAUGCAUUCCGAAUAUUGUAUUUAAGUAAACAUGUAGUUUCAGUUAAGUAACUCGAAUACUAAGCGAUUAGAAUCCACCCUAAGGGUUCUAUAGUAAAAAAGAUUGAUGGUAUCUGGAGUUCCUAAUUAUUUGUAUUGUAAAUUACUACCUAUUUCAUCGAAGCUAUGAACAAAUGUUUAGAGCGAUUUCAUUUUAGAUUAUAAAAUAUUGACUAGACAUUCCACAUGAUACUAUGGAAUUUGUAUAUUUAUGUAAAAAGCUUAUGACAAAAUAAGUUACUUAUAUAUAAUAUUAUGAGAAAUGACCAGAUUUUAUUAAAAUGCAAUAUUUAGUGUUAAGAUUCAGUAUUACAUACCGUAGUAGUCGAAUAUAAUUAGCGAAUAAAUAUUUAUGUAUAUUCCAGAAGAAAGUUUUAUAUUAGAAACAUACAUACCUAAUAGGUAGUAUAUGUAGUGAUAAUUUUUGCUGUAUAUUGUGUAUAUAAAGUUUUUGAGUGAAAAAGUUACCUAUAUUAAAACGAAAACAACUUUUAUCUUACAUCAGCCAUUCAUAAACAACAUGUUAACAUUCCAAGUACUUUGAUAACAUAUUCUAUUAGGAUUUAAUUAAUGUUGUAAAAAUGUGUUACAUAUUAUAAAUUAUUAUCAUGAGAAUAUUAAACAGUUUGAAUGUAAAAAUUGA